AUGGCCGACCGCUAUUCGUUUUCUUUAACGACAUUCUCCCCAAGCGGGAAGCUCGUUCAGAUCGAGUAUGCCUUAAAUGCUGUGAACCAGGGUGUAACGGCCUUGGGAAUUAAGGCUACCAAUGGAGUCGUCCUUGCCACGGAGAAAAAGUCCUCAUCACCUCUUAUCGAUUCCUCGUCCCUCUCUAAGAUCUCUUUAAUCACUCCAGACAUUGGCAUGGUAUACUCAGGCAUGGGGCCUGACUAUAGAGUGCUCGUGGACAAGGCCCGCAAGACAUCUCACACCGCAUAUAAGCGUAUCUACAACGAAUACCCGCCGACGAGAAUACUGGUGCAGGACGUUGCACGCGUUGUUCAAGAAGCCACUCAGUCCGGUGGUGUGAGGCCUUAUGGGGUCAGUCUUCUCAUUGCAGGAUGGGAUGAGGGUAUUGAACCAGAGACACCAGAAGCCCAGAGCUGGGAAACAGAUGCAGAGAAGAAGAAGGCUUCAGGUAAAACCGGCGGCAUCCUGAAAGGUGGCCCCAGUUUAUACCAAGUAGAUCCUAGCGGAAGUUAUUUCCCCUGGAAAGCUACAGCAAUUGGCAAGAGCGCAACUUCGGCGAAAACCUUUCUUGAAAAGAGGUAUACGGAAGGAUUGGAGCUGGAGGAUGCGGUUCAUAUCGCAUUACUCACCCUCAAAGAGACCAUUGAAGGUGAAAUGAACGGUGAUACCAUUGAAAUCGGUAUUGUCGGACCGCCGGCCGAUCAUCUGCUAGGUUUUGAAGGUGUAGAGGGCGCUCGGGGACCAAGAUUCCGGAAGUUGACGAAGGAGGAAAUUGAAGACUACCUGACCAAUCUAUGAUAGACGUUCCUAAUGACCUUUCCAUUUGAGCUUCGUUCCUCAGGGUCUUGUAAUGAUAGAUCUAGGUGUUUGGGGGAAAUCAAAC
Messenger RNA from Coccidioides posadasii C735 delta SOWgp, 925 nucleotides. RefSeq names its product Proteasome subunit alpha type-2 (gene PRE8). Lineage: Eukaryota; Fungi; Ascomycota; Eurotiomycetes; Onygenales; Onygenaceae. Gene Ontology annotation, cellular component: proteasome core complex, alpha-subunit complex; proteasome core complex. Gene Ontology annotation, biological process: proteasomal protein catabolic process; ubiquitin-dependent protein catabolic process. The record is from RefSeq and is a predicted model, not a curated record.